GAGCCCUCCUGGCUCUGCCCAGGAGCGACUGCAUCGCAGCGGAGCAGCAGUGCCUCUCGGACUCUGCCUGCAAUGCCACCUACAGGGUCCUGGAGAGCUGUGCCCUGGCCAAGACUCACUUCCCUCCCCUGGACCACGACAGCAAGGUCCGGUGUCUGAACGCAGAGCUGGACCUCGGAAACAGCUCUCUGCUGCACUGCAGGUGUCACCGGCGCAUGAAGAGGCAGGAGCACUGCUUACGCAUCUUCUGGACCAUUCACUCCAGCAUGACAGAUGGUUAUUUCCAUUUGGAGACCUCUCCCUAUGAGAAUCCAGCAAAUGAAGAACACUGGAAGACAGAUUACAGUAAACUGGCAGCUCUGCUAUCAGGCUCACAGUUAGCAGGAGAUGCAACAAAUCCAUGCCUGAAAGCAACUCAUGUCUGUAAUCUGAGCAAGAAGUGUGUUCGUCUGCGCACAGACUAUGCCUCUGUCUGCACCAAGGGAGCGGGACGUGAAGAUGCGUGUGACCGUCGCAAGUGCCACAGAGGGCUACGGAAUUUCUUUGAGAAAGUUCCUGAGGAUUUCACCAAAAGGAUCCUAUUCUGUCCAUGUCAAGAUGAACUUUGUGGAGAACGACGCCGGAAAACUAUUGUUCCCAAUUGUUCCUUCCAGUAUAACACCAAACCCAAUUGCCUCUGGCUGCUGGACUCCUGCUUAGAUGACCAUAUCUGCAAAUCCCGACUGGCUGACUUCCAGCAAAACUGUCAACCUGCAGACACGUCUCCAGAUGGUUGCUCUCAGCACAACCACGCUGCAUGCCUGCAGGCGUACAUGGGGAUGAUUGGCACGCCCAUGACACCCAACUACAUCAGCAACUCCAGCGUGGAGGUCUCCCUGUGGUGCACGUGUGAGAGCAGCGGCAACCAGAAGGAGAAGUGUGACCAGAUACUUGGCAUGUUUGAGAGCAACAAAUGCCUUGAAAAUACCAUUUGGUCUCAAAUGCACCUGAAGCAGACAGCUCCAGAAAGACAGGAAGACUUGUUUUAUUCAUCCUCCCUAAGCUUCCAAGGAGACAGUGCCAGCGCAUCUAUUGCGUCAGAAAUGUCCCAGGUGGCUGAAGGGAAGGCCCAGCGAGAUACCUCCAAACACAGCAGUAUGCCUAUGGCCUCCUCUGUGUAUUCUGGAGCUGCUGUUUCUUGGCCGUCUCUGGCUCUGUUCCUGCCCCUGUUGCUGAGCCCGCACUAACUUGGCAUAAAUGGCAUCUUUCCUUCCCCUGUUAUCAAUCUUAUUCCAUAUCCAGGCACCUCCCACUACUGAUU
Molecule: messenger RNA, 1300 nt
Organism: Pterocles gutturalis (yellow-throated sandgrouse)
Lineage: Eukaryota; Metazoa; Chordata; Aves; Pterocliformes; Pteroclidae
Product: GDNF family receptor alpha-4-like
Exons: 7
Biological process (GO): nervous system development
Cellular component (GO): external side of plasma membrane; signaling receptor complex
Molecular function (GO): signaling receptor activity
Source: RefSeq, a predicted model, not a curated record